GGCCUGCUCCCCAGAGACUACCGGGCACAUCAAGGACCUCUCAAGCUCUAUGUCGUUGGCCUUCCAAAAUCCAAAGCAUGGCAGAUGGGGAGCAGGCCAACCCCAAAGGGUUCAAGAAGAAGGUGCUGGUUAAACACUCCACUAGACAGAAGAGCCCAAGCUUCGGGGCCUCUUCUUUCAAAAUCUCCAGGUCCAGCCUGAAUAUGAAGAAAUUCUUUGCCCUCGCAGUCCUGGCCGGCAGUGCUGUAUCCACCGUCCACAGCAGCCUGCUCAACCUGAAGUUCAUGGUGGAGGCUGUCACACACAAAAACGCCAUCCUGUCCUUCGUGGGCUACGGCUGCUACUGCGGGCUGGGGGGACGCGGCCAUCCCAUGGAUGAAGUAGACUGGUGUUGUCACGCCCACGACUGCUGCUAUCAGAAAGUCUUUGACCAGGGCUGCCGCCCCUACGUGGACCACUAUGACCACAGGAUCGAGAACGACACCGUGAUUGUCUGCAGUGAACUCAAUGAGACGGAGUGUGACAAGCAGACGUGUGAGUGUGAUAAGACCUUGACGAUGUGCCUCAAGGAGCAGACAUACAGGGACAAGUACCGAGGCUACCUCAACGUCUACUGCCAGGGCCCCACGCCCAACUGCAGCAUCUACGACCCCUACCCAGAGGAAGUCACCUGUGGACAUGGCUUCCAAGUGACCACUGUCUCAACCUAG
This is a messenger RNA of Psammomys obesus (fat sand rat), 710 nucleotides long. It is a transcript of the gene Pla2g2f, whose product is annotated as phospholipase A2 group IIF. Gene Ontology annotation, molecular function: phospholipid binding; calcium ion binding. Gene Ontology annotation, biological process: phospholipid metabolic process; arachidonate secretion; negative regulation of T cell proliferation. NCBI's taxonomy places the organism in Eukaryota, Metazoa, Chordata, Mammalia, Rodentia, Muridae. The record is from RefSeq and is a predicted model, not a curated record. The coding region runs from base 78 to 710 and encodes 210 amino acids. The transcript is spliced from 5 exons.